Molecule: messenger RNA, 1449 nt
Organism: Chrysochloris asiatica (Cape golden mole)
Lineage: Eukaryota; Metazoa; Chordata; Mammalia; Afrosoricida; Chrysochloridae
Gene: ZNF774
Product: zinc finger protein 774
Biological process (GO): regulation of transcription by RNA polymerase II
Cellular component (GO): nucleus
Molecular function (GO): DNA-binding transcription factor activity, RNA polymerase II-specific; RNA polymerase II transcription regulatory region sequence-specific DNA binding
Source: RefSeq, a predicted model, not a curated record
AUGUGGCUGGGGACUUCAGGGAAGAAUAGUUUACCUGGAUGCUGCCUAGAGAAUCCUCUCCAGGGAUGCCACCCAACACAGUGACAAUGGGCUAUCAAAGGGAUUUCUAAACCAAGUCUAAUCUCUCAGCUGGAGCAGAAAGAAGAGUCAUGGGUCCUACAACUCCAAAAUUUUGAGGAAAAGAAGCUAAGAGAAAGUCACACAGACUUUGAGACUCAGAUGACAAAACUCAAUCAGGACAUUUCUGAAACAGCAGAACACUGUGGAACAUCCUCAGAAAGAGUCAAUAAAAAUAUUUCUAAUUCUCCUAGCUGGGGAAGACCCUGGGAGAAAAGGGACCUCGAAUUAGAAGGGCAACAUGGGACCCUUCUAGGAGAGGGCCAGCAGAAGCCCUUUUCACAGGAGAGGGACUUAGACAAGCUCUUGGCUGGAUGUGCAGAAAAGAAGCCUGUGUGUACAGAAUGUGGCAAGAGCUUUAACCAGAGUGCCUACCUCAUAAGACACCUGAGAACCCAUACUGGUGAGCGGCCUUAUAAAUGCAUCGAGUGUGGAAAAGGCUUCAAACAGAGCUCAGACCUCGUCACCCACCGCAGAAUACACACAGGAGAGAAACCCUACAAAUGCAGUGGGUGCGAGAAAAAAUUUAGCGAUAGCUCGACACUCAUCAAGCAUCAGAGAACCCAUACAGGUGAGCGACCCUAUGAGUGCCACGAGUGUGGAAAGACUUUUGGGCGGAAGCCACACCUCAUACUGCACCAAAGAACCCACACAGGAGAGAAGCCCUAUGCAUGCCUCGAAUGUCAUAAAAGCUUUAGUCGGAGCUCAAAUUUCAUCACCCACCAGAGGACCCACACAGGAGAGAAGCCAUAUAGGUGUGAAGACUGUGGGGAGAAUUUUAGUCAGAGCUCGGAUCUGAUUAAGCACCAGCGAACUCACACAGGAGAACGACCCUUUCAAUGCCCAGAGUGUGGGAAGGGCUUCAGAGACAGUUCUCACUUUGUGGCUCAUAUGAGUAUUCACUCAGGGGAAAAGCCUUUCAGUUGUCCCAACUGUCACAAAAGUUUCAGUCAGAGCUCCCAUCUGGUCACCCACCGGCGAACACACACAGGUGAGCGGCCUUUUAAGUGCCCUGACUGUGGGAAAGGCUUCGCUGACAGCUCUGCUCUCAUUAAGCACCAGCGGAUCCACACAGGAGAACGACCCUAUCAGUGUGGCGAGUGUGGGAAGAGCUUUAACCAAAGUUCCCAUUUCAUUACUCACCAACGAAUCCACUUAGGGGACAGACCCUACCAGUGUCCUGAGUGUGGCAAAGCCUUUAACCAGCGUUCCCAUUUUCUCACACACCAGAGAACACAUACAGGAGAAAAACCUUUUCACUGUACUAAAUGUGACAAGAGCUUCCGUCAGAAAGCACAUCUUUUGUGCCAUCAAAACACCCAUUUAAUUUAG